AUGAGUUACAACUGGAUUCAACAAUCAGCAAUACCGGGCAGCGUUAGACCGAUCUAUGGUGCUCAGUACCCCCCGCUUGAACGAGAUAGUGGAGUGGACGGUAUCAGCCGAACAGAGAAUACCGGUAAUCACCGGUCAAACUGUGGAGCAAAGUUCAAAAAUUAUGUCGAUAGUGUUUCGGAUGCUUGGGAUGUAUCAGUAACGUUGGAUGAACGAGCAGCAUGCACAACUGCAGCAAAAGUUCUUGAGCGGCAUGCGAAUCAAGUGGCGCGAGAUCUCAUAAUGCCACCAGUUAAUCCAAUCCCUUCAAAAAACAGUAAAGUACAAGCAAUGCAACGUUUGGCUAUUCAAAAAGAACCUAUACCUGGGACAGCGGUACCAUCUGGCAGCACUGGAACACAGACAUCUUUGAAUUUGUAUCCAAGAUUGCCAGAGAUAUCAACGGAGUACGGGAGAACACCGUUAUGUUCAAUAGUAAGUGAUUCAGUCUUGACACAUGGUUCUCCGUUAAUUCGAGGGCGUACUUCAGCUCUCCAACGUGAUCAUUCUCGUUUCGACCGAUUGCGUACUCAACUUGGUUUUCAUGUAAGUCCAACGUCGAGUCCCGUAAUCGGUAGUGGGAGUCAAUUUCUGAAAACUAUAAAUAUCGACUUAGAGCAGUUGCGCAAAGAUUGUUGGAUGGGUAUACCUCAUAAAUUACGACCGACUAUUUGGAGAAUAUUAUCGUUUUUAGAUCUGAAUCCUUUACAUGACAGUAUUAUUCUCUUUCCUCAGCUGUUAAGAUGGAUGCAUUUUUACUUUUCAUUUAUUCCAUUUUCCAAACAGGGUUAUCUGCCUACAAAUUUUGAGCGUCGUGAGAUAACACUUGGUAGGAAAAGAGAAGAAUACUGGUGCUAUGUGGAGCAGUAUUUCCACACACGAUACGAUGAGCAGCAUCAAGAUACGUUUAGACAGAUACACAUUGAUAUUCCACGCAUGUGUCCCUUGAUAUUAUUGUUCCAGCAAAAAAUAGUACAGGAGAUUUUUGAACGUAUUUUAUAUAUAUGGGCAAUUCGUCAUCCAGCAAGUGGAUAUGUUCAGGGCAUCAACGACUUGGUCACACCUUUUUUUGUUGUAUUCUUGUCGGAAUUCAUAGAUGAGGAUGCAGAAGUUGGACGAUACAAUGUCAGUCAUCUACAACGAGAACAACUUGAAGUCGUCGAAGCUGAUAGUUUUUGGUGCGUUACAGCAUUACUGGAUACGAUUCAAGACAAUUAUACAUUUGCACAGCCAGGCAUCCAGCGUAAAGUGUCUCAGUUGCGACAUCUCAUGAGCCGAGUAGAUAAACAACUCCAUCGUCAUUUGGAAGAACAUGGUAUUGAAUAUUUACAGUUCGCAUUCCGUUGGAUGAACAAUGUACUAAUGAGGGAAAUUCCUUUGCGAGCUACAAUUCGCCUUUGGGAUACUUAUUUGGUUUGUUACGAAAGUGAUUAUGGCUUCAGCGAAAAGAACGGGUUUUCACAUUUUCAUGGUUAUGUGUGCGCCGCUUUUCUUCGGAUGUGGUCGAAACAAUUGCAAGCUGAGAAGGAUUUUCAGGGAAUUAUGUUGCUCUUGCAAAAUCUUCCUACAAAUAGCUGGGGUGAUCAGCAGAUAUGCGAGCUGACGGCUGAUGCUUUCUCUUUGAUGGCAGUUUUCGAUGGCGCUAAAAAUCAUUUAACACAUGAUAUAAAUACGUAA
Molecule: messenger RNA, 1716 nt
Organism: Thelazia callipaeda (thelaziosis nematode)
Lineage: Eukaryota; Metazoa; Nematoda; Chromadorea; Rhabditida; Thelaziidae
Source: the annotation of a GenBank genome assembly